GGAGCUGGAGAGACGUGUUGGCUGUGUGUGUGUGCGUGUGUGAGUGUGUGUGUGUGCAUGUGUGAGUGAGUGAGUGUGUGUGUGUGUGUGUGCUCUGACUACUGAUCUGACCUGGGCUUAGACAGGGACCACGUAUUUUACAUUAUUUUAUUUUAUUUUUUGAAUUUUUGAGGAUUUAGUCCACGGACGAUAUCAUUUCCAUUUGAAAGGCACCAUGUUGGGAAAAAAAGCCAGUAUGGAGUGACUGGGAGAAGAAACCGGUCGAGCUAGAAAAGGAAAGAUGGCGUUUUAACCUGUUCAUGGAGGAGAAUGCAAAUGUAAGGUGUGCAACCAAGAACGUUUCUCCCACGUCAGCCUUUGAGCAUCGUCUUACAACUGCCUCAUCCGAAGCCAAAAGCUGUUAAGACUCGUCCUACUGAACGUCUCUUACUGAAUCAGGUACAGCGAAAAGACAUGGGGAACAGCUUCUCGAACAUCUCCGCCUUCCAGUCCCUCCACAUCGUGAUGCUGGGGCUGGACUCGGCAGGCAAGACGACCGUCCUGUACAGGCUUAAGUUCAAUGAGUUUGUGAACACUGUACCUACGAUCGGUUUCAACACCGAGAAGAUCAAGCUGAGCAAUGGUGCAGCGAAGGGCAUCAGCUGCCAUUUCUGGGACGUCGGUGGCCAAGAGAAGCUCCGUCCACUCUGGAAGUCGUACAGCCGUUGCACGGACGGCAUUAUCUACGUGGUGGACUCAGUGGACGUAGACCGGCUCGAGGAGGCCAAGACCGAGCUGCACAAGGUUACCAAAUUUGCUGAGAACCAAGGAACGCCAUUGCUGGUCAUCGCCAACAAGCAGGACCUGCCCAGGUCUCUGCCCGUGGCUGAUAUAGAGAAGCAGCUGGCGCUGAAUGAGUUGACCCCAUCCACCGCAUACCACGUUCAGCCUGCUUGUGCUAUAAUCGGUGAAGGGCUUCAUGAAGGCAUGGACAAACUGUACGAGAUGAUCGUGAAGCGACGGAAAGCCCUAAAGCAGAAAAAGAAGCGAUAACCCAUAUUCGCUUCAAGGCUCGUUCCCCGCUCAUUCAUGCCUUCCGCAAGCCCGGGGCCCAUCGUCAUGUGCCAACGCAAUGAUGCACUGCUUGGAUUAUUGACUGAUUUGGGCAGUUUGUUUGCUUUUCAGUUGGAUUUAUGUUGAACUUUGCAGACACUGUAUGGCUUGCUGGGUGGUUUCGAACCACAGUGAACUUACAGGAAAAAAAAAAAAAACUUGAAAAUUGACUUGACUUGUUACAAUGAAAAAGGGCUGGUUCCCUUUUCUGCUGCUGUUGACUUACUGUGCAAGUAGCCUCGUUGUCAUACUGAAGGAGCUCUCUACUUUAGCACUGUGAAGAAGUACGAAUGCUACCGUUUUGGUUUGUGGAAUGCUUGAUUUCUCUCUCUGACGACCGGCUCGAAGCAUUACUGUGUGUAUCACAAUAAUAAUGUUGCCUAAAUCCUUUACAAGUAACUUCAUUUGAGAUUGGUUGUGAUCUGUGUGAGGCUAAAGGUUUAACCAUUGGGGUCGGCUUAAGAGAUAACAUUUGGUACAUAAAGUCAUGGACUUGGUGUACACAUCCAGGCUUACGUAUGAAGACAAGAACAUGAUACUUGUAUGUGGUGGCCGGUGCUUAUCAUUUAUGUGCUUGUAACCUCGGUCCACCACUUAGCACUUUUCCUUACCAAAACCAGUAGAGUUCAACACUGUAUUGCAAAACUCAAAAUUAUUGUAUUACACGGUCAAAAAAAUGAAUUCUGAAGUAUUUUUCAAUUAAAAUAUAUAAAUAGAAAAA
Molecule: messenger RNA, 1813 nt
Organism: Neoarius graeffei (lesser salmon catfish)
Lineage: Eukaryota; Metazoa; Chordata; Actinopteri; Siluriformes; Ariidae
Gene: arl4cb
Product: ADP-ribosylation factor-like 4Cb
Exons: 1
Coding region: 454-1032 (192 amino acids)
Biological process (GO): endocytic recycling; intracellular protein transport
Cellular component (GO): cytoplasm
Molecular function (GO): GTPase activity; GTP binding
Source: RefSeq, a predicted model, not a curated record